Cutaneotrichosporon cavernicola is the source of this 2103-nucleotide messenger RNA. RefSeq lists its product as uncharacterized. The transcript has 4 exons. The record is from RefSeq and is a predicted model, not a curated record. NCBI's taxonomy places the organism in Eukaryota, Fungi, Basidiomycota, Tremellomycetes, Trichosporonales, Trichosporonaceae. Bases 1 to 2103 code for a protein of 700 amino acids.
AUGGUCCGCGCCGCCUUCUCUGGCACCUUCAUCUACCUCCUCACCAAGGACAUGUCCAGCGGCGAGGUCCAAUCCACACUCAAGCUGAUCCGCAAUAAUGGCGGAACAACUGUCAACGACCCGAUGGUCGACUACCUGACACAUGUCGUGGUCCGUGUCCCGACGGGCAUACCUAGACGCAAGAACCUCGAGCGCCAUGUCUGGCCGAUGCGUCUCCCCGAACGCUUAAACGACUGGGAUUUCGACUCGGUAGUCUCGACCUUUACACUCUUGGAUGGGCCCGCCCGCUUGGACAGACGGGGACAGAUGCGCUCCGUCGCGGUCGUCCAGGAGCAGUGGCUGCGAGACAGCCUGGACAAGGGCCGAGCUCUUGGUGAUAGCGACUCCUACGGCGGGUGGCUCGUACGUGGCGUACCUCUCAAGCCUCAUGUCCAAGCACCCGUUGUGGAACGCGACCCUCGUAAACGCCGCCAGUCCGCCCUCGCCGCAGCUUCUUCCUCGUCCUCUUCCUCUUCCAUCUCCCCUAUCGAUCCGCCAGGCCGCCCGAUCAUAGACUUACGCGAUAUACGCCCCUCGUGGGCCGAGUACAACGGGAACCACUCCGUUCAGCGCCGCGAGUCGUCUCGUGCAAACAACGGGUGGCCAAACCGCGAGAGUGACCGCGGCAUCCGCAGCACGUCGUCCUCUGCCGCAGGCGACGCAUCAGAGAGGCGCACAAUGACGCUUCGCCAGCGCCUGAACAGCGAGUGGUUCGGGAACACGAAAGCACCUGAAGAAAAGCCAAACAUCGACAGCCCUCCGCAACCUGAGGACCCCCAACCCGUCUUACACACUCCUCAGUCUCUGUCUCUCGCCGACCUCUUUCCCUCGGGGCCCGCGUCGCCGUCGGUCGCGGAGCGUGACGCUGCGUACGCCACCGAUCUUUUACGCAGGAUUGAUCACUCGGGAGUUGAUCUAAUGGAGCGGCUCGAGCUCGAGGACAUUGGUGACAGGCAGGUACAGUCACCCGUGUAUCCCAAUGAAUCUACUCCCGCCCCCGCACCAGCAGGUUCGGCAGCCAACGCACAAGCCACCACUACACCUGUCCCAGACGAGUCACCUUCUCCUCCAGCAACGCACUCUCCACCUGCACAGCAUUUCCCUCUCAACCCCAACUCUCCUAUUACUCAGUCGUCCCAACUCGCGCAGCCACCAGAACCAAUGUGGCGCUCCGGACCCCCGCAGGUGUCGGGUCACGUUCCUCUAGCACCACCAGCACUUGACAACAAUGGCCAACUAGGCCAAUCCAGCCAGAGCAAGUCGCCUUCCGAACAGGCCAACGCGCGCCCGUGGUCCUCUGCAAGCGUUUCAGAGUCGCUCUCAGGAGCGCCUCCCCCACCCACCUCGCCACCCGCACGUCCACCAACACGUCUGCCAGUGCCCCAGGUCACUAUCCAUGCUCAGCCUCCUGUCGCUACCACUAGGACUCAGCCUCCCAUGCCAUCUUUUGUUGUGGGCCCUGCUCCGCCACUUCCAGCGAUUACCCACCCCUCGACGCCCGCCUCGCCGCAAGCGCCACCGCAUACGGCACUUUCUGUGCUAGCCCCAGCUCCAAACCUGCCUGCACCAAACCCGACGGUGCGGACUCCAACUGUGAAUGCCUCUGACUCGUUCCCCAAGUCGAACAAUCCGACGGGCGUACUGGCCCAACACCAGCCCCUGCCCCUCGACUUUUACGUUGACGACAGAGAAGGGAAGGGUAAGGGUAUUCAAGCUCUAAUCACGGGCCAAGGCGGCGGCGUCCUCCUGCCUCCUAGUCAAGCACGCUUCGUGAUCCUACAGCUCGACAAGGGCCAACCCCCAGCAAACCAGCGCGAGCGUGACCUGGUAGCCAAGAAGGGUGUCCAUCCGUGCGCGCUAGUCCUAUCGCGGACAUGGGUGGUCGACUGUGUCGUUUUCCAAGCGCAACUUCUCGAUCCGAUGCCCUACCUUGUUCCGAGCGGCUCUCCUUCUGCCGCAGGACGCACGCGCUCCCUCUCAACCGCAUCGAUAGACACGCCACAAGGCCGCAAGCGUGCGCGCAUCCUCCCUGCUCCUGAGCCAGAUCCCGAGCCCGAGCUCUAG